AUGGGCGAGAACCUGGAACAGUCAAAUAUUGAAAUAAUAGUUGAAAGCAGACUGCCAGCAUGGAUUCUUGAAAGGAUUUAUCAACAAAAGGAACAGGAAUCAUGGUCAGUAAAUAAGCUGAGACAAUUUCUCGGGAAACUAGUGCUCAGAAGUGAAGAAGUAAUGAGGAUCCAAUCCCUGAAUAUAACAAAAAAUCAAGAACCAGUAAAGAGUAAGUCAAAACCAUUUUCACGAUUUAUCCCUAAUGAAACCUCAGCAUUAUCGGUGUCAAUUCCCAAAUCAAAGGCGAAAGGGAUUAAAACAAAAAAACCCUGCACAUUUUGUAAAGAUAAAGAUAAUAAAGAUCAUUGGGAUAAUGAGUGUCAGGUUCACUCAACAGUAAAACAAAGGACGAAACGUUUGAAGGAAUUAAAGGCCUGUUUGAACUGUUUUGAUAAUAGUCACAAGACGGAAAACGUUCUUGUUUUUACUGCAAAGGUCCUCACAACACAGCAAAGAGAAGUAUCAAGGGCAUGA
Dracunculus medinensis (Guinea worm) is the source of this 516-nucleotide messenger RNA. The record is from the annotation of a GenBank genome assembly. Lineage: Eukaryota; Metazoa; Nematoda; Chromadorea; Rhabditida; Dracunculidae.